AUGAGAAUUAUCCAAUCUACUACUACGAAUACUACUACUACUACUACUACUGGUAGUAGUAGUAGUAAUCAACCGGACGCUCUACUUAUCAACUUAUUAAAUCAAUUAACAUCCUAUCGUUGUAUUGUAUUACAAAAUCCUAUUCAUCAUUUCAUCUAUCUACCACCGUGUAUUUCAAUUCCAUCUUAUGCUAAUGUCAACGAUAUGUAUCACAGAUUAAAUUUAAUGAAACACAAUGAGAAUAAUUAUGCAAGUAAGUUAACAACAAAAAUAGAAAUAGAUUUAUUCAAUUAG
Messenger RNA from Schistosoma turkestanicum, 294 nucleotides. NCBI's taxonomy places the organism in Eukaryota, Metazoa, Platyhelminthes, Trematoda, Strigeidida, Schistosomatidae. The record is from the annotation of a GenBank genome assembly.